AUGACUUUUCUCCCCAUUUCGGCCUCGCUGCUUGGCCUCGCGGCUUCGACUUUGGGUCUAAGCUUUGAUGUUCCCACCUCUCCGCCUUCAAAUUCCAGUGCGCAGCUCUCUGCAGCCCCUGUUGGUGUAUCGCUGGAAUUCUUUGCGUUUCCCGAGUACAUUCAAGACGUCGAAUCGACAAUAACAUGUCUCCAGAACCUGAAGGAUCUGACAGGAACAUGGCCCCCUAUGAGGAUAGGAGGCACGACUCAAGACCGUGCGACAUAUGAUAGCUUAUCGACCGAGCCUGUCACUUAUACAGUGGCCAACACAGGCGCUGCGCCCGAGACUCUGACUUACGGACCAUCCUUUAUUGAUUUGGCUGCAAAUUAUGCUGGCGAAGUCAUUAUUGGACUGAAUCGCCGUUUGGAUGAUAUCUCCAACACAAUUUCGGCCGCGCUUCUCGCCCAGACCAAAAUGGAUAACUUAUACUCCAUUGAACUGGGAAAUGAGCCCAAUUUUUUUGUUGAUAGCGAUCCUAUUGCCAAUGGUGCAUCCUGGACAGCUGCAGCAGACGAAUCAUCCCAAGUCAACUGGCAGGAUGCCGUUUGUGGAAAUCUCUCUGCAGCUGAUAUCAUCUCAGCAGGUGUCUACUUCGGCACUUCACCUAUGAGUCUCGUUAGUCUUACCGCAAAAGAAGGUGAUGCGGAAAGAUAUGUGAAGGAUUAUUGCUCUCACAACUAUCCUCAGUCAUCUGGCUCCUACAACCUGGCCGCGCUUAUGGGCCACAGCAAUAUUGCCACUCAGAUCGAGCCUUAUGCUGCUGAGAUCUCUGCUGCUGUUGGUAAAGGCAAGCCGCAUAUCUUCGGCGAGACCAACUCCGCAACCCAAGGCGGCGGUGGUAUCAGCCCGACUUUUGGUGCUGCUCUUUGGAUUUUGGACUACGUGAUGCAGACCGUUCUCAUGGGCACAGAUGCCCUCUACUUCCACCAGGGUACCGUUGGAAACUGCCAAUACUGCUGGUGGGGCCGCUAUAACAUAGGCUCCCCUUACUACGGUGCUUAUUUCGCCACUAUGGCACUCGCCAACGCCGACCAGAUUGCGUCUCUGGAUAGCCAAGACACAGCAUACGCAGCCUACGCCAUUUACAAGACUGGUGUUCCUGUCCGGGUUCUUCUCUACAAUUCUGACUACUAUAUCUCAACCAGCGGAACGCGCCCAUCGCAAACAUACACCCUGUCUGGGCUUUCAUCUGCCAGCGUCACUGCUAAGCGGCUGACUGCCCCUUACGCUACGUCUCGGGUCGAUUGGGGUGAGAACCCAACCGUUGCAGGCCAAACAUUUGUCAAUGGCACUUGCACUAUUCAGGGUACAGGCACCGUGGAGACAGUCACUGUCUCCGGUGGAAAAGCAACCUUCACUGUUGCCGCUUCCGAAGCUCUUCUGGUUUACCUGUAA
Messenger RNA from Penicillium concentricum, 1437 nucleotides. RefSeq names its product glycosyl hydrolase family 79 C-terminal domain-containing protein. The record is from RefSeq and is a predicted model, not a curated record. The transcript has 6 exons. The coding region runs from base 1 to 1437 and encodes 478 amino acids. NCBI's taxonomy places the organism in Eukaryota, Fungi, Ascomycota, Eurotiomycetes, Eurotiales, Aspergillaceae.